This is a messenger RNA of Baudoinia panamericana UAMH 10762, 195 nucleotides long. RefSeq lists its product as uncharacterized. Gene Ontology annotation, cellular component: mitochondrial large ribosomal subunit. The record is from RefSeq and is a predicted model, not a curated record. The annotation marks the transcript as partial. Gene Ontology annotation, molecular function: structural constituent of ribosome. NCBI's taxonomy places the organism in Eukaryota, Fungi, Ascomycota, Dothideomycetes, Mycosphaerellales, Teratosphaeriaceae. Gene Ontology annotation, biological process: translation. The transcript has a single exon.
CUCAGUCCAAUACCAGGCUUACUCGGCGAGCUAUGGGAAGGUUUGCUCAAUGCGGUGCCGAAGAAGAAGACAUCGCACAUGAAGAAGCGGCAUAGGCAGAUGGCUGGCAAAGCAUUAAAGGACGUGACGGCGUUGAACAAGUGCAGCGCAUGCGGGCGAGUCAAGAGGGCGCAUGUGCUGUGUCCAUAUUGUGUG